AAAAAGGGUUUGUAGUUAGUGCGACGAGUAACGUAACUUAUAAAUCAUAGUACAUACAUUCAGAACCACAAUAAUAAUAAACAAACAUUUGGAUAAUAAUAAACAAUGAAAUAAAAAGGAACACAAAAACAAAACUAAAUAAGCACAAAAACGAAAUACCUUGAACAUAGAGGCACUUUACAUUAAGCAUUUUAACGCGCGUGCCCACGCUUUGCGUUUCUAAGAGGGCAAAUUACAGACAAUGGCGGGCGAACAGGUGUGUGGUUUAAAAAAAAUUAAUAAAUUAAUGUGGACCCAGGAGUUAGUGGAGUUGUUGAUAACGAAAUAUCAACAAUAUGAAUUUUUGUACAAUACUUCACACCCUCAUUAUGCAGAUAGGGUAAAAAGAUCAAAUGCCUUAUUUGAAAUCUGCAAGGAAUUAAAGGAGGUGGAUAAUAAUAUAUCAGAGGAAUGUAUAAAAAAGAAAAUACACACAUUGCGCUCACAAUAUGUCAAGGAGCUCCAAAAAGUUUCCUGUAGCAAAAAGAGUGGUGCUGGUGCCGAUGAUAUUUAUGAACCAAAACUUUGGUGUUAUUCGCAGCUGCAAUUUUUAAAGUCUUUUUGCUCUGUUCGGGAUGGGGAGUCAAAUAUUCCGCAAACAGAGAACCUGGCCACAACUACAGAGGAGUUAUACCUGGCGAUACCUUCUCCAAAAGCAAGUCCAUCUUUAUCCAGUCCAUCUUUAUCUAGUGUGACUUUACUCAGUCCAUCAGAAAAUCAUGUUCCAAGGAAAAGACAAAGACAAACAAAACCAGUAAAACUUGAUGGGAUUCGAGAAAAAAUAUUUAGGAAAUUGGAUAAUGAACCAAAAUGUGACUGGCUCGGCAAGGAAGUAGUGGCGCAGCUGAACUACAUCAAAAACGAAAAAAUUCAGCAAAGGACAAUAUGGAAAAUCCAAGAUGCGCUAAGAGAAGGAAUAAUGGAGGAUGAGAAGAGUGAUGACGCCAAUUCAGAAGACUAUUCAGCAUGCUCUUCACAUGUAGAAGAAUUAGACUCCACAAGUACUACUUCCAGCCCAAUGCCCAGAACCCCAGACAUAUUACAACUGUCUAUAGAUCGACUGUUUGAUGAUGAAAGCAACAAUUAUUUUAAGUUUUAAUAUUAUAUACAAUUUCAAAAUUUAAAUGAAUAAAAAAAAUUGUAACACAAAACUUAACCAAAACAAAAACCUUUAAAUAUUUGUCUUUGAAACAACUCCAAAUAGCUUCACAAACUUCAGGGACUGUAGCGGAAAGAAAAGAUUCUGAUAAUCUUGUUUGGAAAUUGGUACUCCUGUAAAAUUCUCCUGUAGCAAGAUAUCGAAGUGUUGCUGCUAAUUUUUCUGCAGGAGAUAUAGAUUUUCUUAACAAUGUAUCCUGUUUUCUUAUGCUGCCUUCUAUAGUCUGUAGGAUGUAGUUAAAAGUUUCACAGUCCAUCCGGAUGUACUGAUAGAAAGACAAUUCAUCAUUGCCAAGUUCCUUCAUAAGAAAAGGAAACGACCCCAUAUUUUCCCGCUCAUUCCGCCAUGGUUUCACCCAUUCCCUUCUUCUUCUUUUGUUAGGCAUGUUUUCGGCUUCUUCAUA
Musca domestica (house fly) is the source of this 1601-nucleotide messenger RNA. RefSeq names its product CD2 antigen cytoplasmic tail-binding protein 2 homolog (gene holn1). Bases 242 to 1138 code for a protein of 298 amino acids. NCBI's taxonomy places the organism in Eukaryota, Metazoa, Arthropoda, Insecta, Diptera, Muscidae. Gene Ontology annotation, cellular component: U5 snRNP. The record is from RefSeq and is a predicted model, not a curated record. The transcript is spliced from 5 exons.